GUUGAUUUGACUUUGUCUUUGUAUCAUAAAUCUUCUUCGUUCGAUCUCAGUGGCUCUGCGGCUUCUUACGCCUUUUUUGGGGUGACGACGCUGAGUUCGAAGAGGGUGUAUGUGAUAAUGAGUUCAGGACCAGGGAAUUUCUGUCUGGUCCACGUCAGCCUCGUGCCUGUGCUUAAUGUUGUUGGUGAACAUGUCAAUUAUAUUACUUUCGUUUUCCCGAAAUGAAGCAGCCAUGAUGUUGACACCAUUUGAUUCUAUUAAACCUCAUUUUGAUUUGUUGUUUUCUUUCAAAAACUAAAGCCGGCACAGCAUAGUGUCCUGAGGUUUGGGCUUGACACCAGAUAUCUUAGCUUGUCGGAGCACAAAGAACUAUUGGAACGAACACAAUCGAUAUCACUGUCUCUUUCUUUAUUUGCUUUGUUUUAUGCUAAUAAAUUUUAUCUGAAAGGCCGUUUUUGUUCUAUCUUCCUGGUGCAGACUGGAGCACAAAUCAUUUACGCCAAAUACUCAGGAACCGAGGUUGAGUUCAACGAUAUUCUCAAGGAAGAUGACAUCGUUGGCAUUCUUGAGACAGAGGACAUCAGAGAUCUCAAGCCCUUGAAUGACUGACUCUUCAUUAAGAAAACUAAAACCGGCACAGCAUAGUGUCCGAGGCUUGGGCUUGACACCAGAUAUCUUAGCUUGUCGGAGCACAAAGAUUUGUCUCAUCUAGAAAUUUUGAGUAUCUUGGUGUUGUUUAUCUUCUAUUUCUGAUACAAAAUUCUCAAAUCUUUUUCUUCAUUAAGGCACUUGAAGAGAAUGUAAAAGAAAAACUAGCUCCAGUUUUGCGAUUGUCCCGGCGGUAAGAUGCUGCUAAUAUUACCCGCUUAUGGUUGUUGUUUCAGCUUGAGUAUCCCUUUUUUCUUUGCCUUUACGAGUAAGAAAAUGGUUACGCUCCCACCGGGGUAGCACCAAAAUUUCUCGGCAUCUCAUCCUCCUGUUGCUGAUAAAGCUGCUAAAGGCUUGAGGAUGUAUUCCCUGCAACGCAAAGGCAACAGGAGCCUAGAAAAGAUAAUAUUGGAAGCUGUAAUGAUUACAUGUUGGUUGAAAGUAUUGGAGGGUUUUGUUGAGAGAGGAGAGCAAGAGCAAAUAUGGCGGCACCAAAUCCAGCAAAUAUGGCGGCGGCACCGAAUCCUCCACUAGAUCUCCCUGAUUAUGUACGAUUUUCUCCCAAGAGUCCUGAAGUGAUCCUUUUGCUCAAGCGUUUCAUACGGAAGGAGGAGAUGCCUCAUUGUGCUGUAAAGGUUCUUGCCGAUUCAGAUCUCCAAGUCACAGUAUCCACUAACGCCUGGACUGCAGCAGCGUAUCCUUAUUUUGAAGAAGAUGAAUACUGGUUUUUUCUGCAUAGGAAACAAGCUUCUAAGGAUAAGAAGAAUGUUGAUAGAAGGCUUGGAGACUUGGGGACAUGGAAGGCAAGGGGCAGGAGUACUAACAUCUACAUUGGUGCGCAGCUGGUAGGCAUCAAACAGAAGUAUGAACUAAUGAAAGGCAAAGUUAAAACUGGAUGGUUCCAAUUCGAGUACACAAGGUUUUCCAACAAGUUCGAGAAAAUCUGUGUAGCCCAUCUCAUCUUUGCCAAGAAGCCUGAAGUGGAUUAUCCUUCUGAUAUCAGUGAAGAAGAAGAAGAAGAAGAAUCUGCUGAUGAGGAAGAGCAGGGUUUGCAGGUACAGGCUCAUGAGCUUGAACUUGUGAAUGAGCAGCAGAGUCUGCAUGAGCAGGUGUUGAACUUGGAAGAAGAAGAAGCUGCUGCUUCUGAUGAGGUAGAGCAGACACUUGUGAAUGAGGAGCAGAGGUUGCAGCAGGUACAGGCUCAUGAGGUUGAACUUGGGAAUGAGCAUCAGGGUCUGCAGGAGCAGGUGGUCAACUUUGCUCAUGAGGAAGCGCUGACAUUUGUGAAUGGGCAGCAGGGGCAUUUUCUGGACGAUGACGAGGAAUGGGCUCGCUUCUUGAACACUGACGAUGAUGGUCUGGCGAUUGAUGACUUGUUCGAAGAUGGUGAUUCAGAAAAGACGCUAGAACAUGUGAACGAGCAGCAGAGUCUGCAGGUUCAGGUGCUGAACUUGGAAGAAGAAGCUGCUGCUGCUGAUGAUGAUGAGGAAGAGCAGACACAUGUGAAUGAGGUGGAGCAGCAGGGGGGGUUGCAGGUACAUGCUCAUGAGGGUGAACUUGGAAGAAGCAGCUGAUGAUGAUACGUGGACUCCCUACUUGAACACGAGAUGUUUGAUGAGUUCUUGGGAGAUGAUAAUUCAGAAAGACACUAGAAGAUUAAAUGAAGCUUCAUGUCGUUGAACUUGUUAUGUUUUGUCCUGAGACUUCUCUUAUGUUUUGUCUUGAGACUUCUCUUAUGUUUUGUCGUUAGACUUCUCUUUUUGGAAACAGCUUUUACCACGUGACUGCA
Molecule: messenger RNA, 2437 nt
Organism: Brassica napus (rape)
Lineage: Eukaryota; Viridiplantae; Streptophyta; Magnoliopsida; Brassicales; Brassicaceae
Product: involucrin
Exons: 7
Coding region: 1131-2222 (363 amino acids)
Biological process (GO): regulation of DNA-templated transcription
Molecular function (GO): DNA binding
Source: RefSeq, a predicted model, not a curated record